Propithecus coquereli (Coquerel's sifaka) is the source of this 3425-nucleotide messenger RNA. RefSeq names its product USP6 N-terminal like (gene USP6NL). The record is from RefSeq and is a predicted model, not a curated record. The transcript is spliced from 10 exons. The coding region runs from base 53 to 2272 and encodes 739 amino acids. Lineage: Eukaryota; Metazoa; Chordata; Mammalia; Primates; Indriidae.
CAGAUUUUGGUUUAGUAUCUGAUUGGGACAACAUACAGAGACAUUUCCAGUCAUGAAUUCAGAACAGGAUGUAGCACUGAAACUAGCUCAGGAGCGAGCUGAAAUAGUUGCUAAAUAUGACAGAUUUCAUAGAAGAAUUUACAAAGGAAUCCCACUCCAGCUCAGAGGUGAAGUCUGGGCACUCCUUCUCGAGAUCCCUAAAAUGAAAGAAGAAACAAGAGACCUUUACAGUAAAUUAAAACACAGAGCACGGGGUUGUUCACCUGAUAUCAGACAAAUAGACCUUGAUGUCAACCGCACAUUUAGGGACCAUAUUAUGUUUAGAGACCGAUACGGUGUUAAGCAGCAGUCCUUAUUCCAUGUUCUUGCUGCAUAUUCCAUUUAUAAUGCGGAAGUCGGGUAUUGUCAGGGCAUGAGCCAGAUCACAGCCCUGCUCCUCAUGUAUAUGAACGAGGAAGAUGCCUUCUGGGCCCUGGUCAAACUCUUCUCGGGUCCCAAACAUGCCAUGCAUGGUAAGAAAACCCUGUAUAUUAUCAUAAACAUAAACAAGAGAGAGAAAAAAGGUAAAUUAAAACAAAAUCACAGAUGCUUGGAUUCUCAAGAAAUCUACACAAGUUUUUACACAAUGAAAUGGUUUUUUCAAUGUUUCCUUGAUCGUACUCCCUUUACACUAAACCUCAGAAUAUGGGAUAUCUACAUCUUUGAAGGAGAACGAGUUCUUACUGCUAUGUCUUACACAAUCUUAAAAUUACACAAAAAACAUCUAAUGAAAUUAUCUAUGGAAGAACUUGUAGAAUUUCUUCAGGAGACCCUGGCAAAGAAUUUUUUCUUCGAAGAUGACUUUGUAAUAGAACAACUUCAGAUUUCUAUGGCAGAACUAAAGCGGGCGAAAUUAGACCUUCCAGAACCUGGUAAAGAGGAUGAAUAUCCAAAGAAACCUUUGGGGCAGCUUCCGCCUGAAUUCCAGGGUGGUGGCCUCAGUCACCUGAGCAACGGCCAAAGAAGCGUGGGCAGGCCGAGCCCCCACCUGGGCAGCAGGAGGGAGAGCACGGCGGUGUCGCAGUCCCGGAAGCAGGAGCACUCCCCGCGCCACCAGGGGAGAACGGGCACCCCGGAGCGCGCCAGGCAGCUAAGACGGAGAUCGGUGGACGAGGACAGCAAGAAGCUUAAGGAAGAGGCGGAUUUUCAAAGAAAACCCCCAUCAGGGCCACAUGACAGUUCCAGGCAGUAUAAUCAUGCCGCUGCUAACCAAAACAGCAACGCCACUUCCAACGUCAGGAAGGAAUUUGUGCCCAAAUGGAACAAACCGUCCGAUGGCUCAGCUUUGGAGAGAACUGCCAGACACGCCGAAGGUAAGAGCAGACCGGGGCACCCCACGCUCACAGGCGCCCCGGGCCCCGCCGACGGCCGGGUGUCGGUGUCGCACGCGCGGCCGCAGCCCAGGGCCCUGGAGGUGGAGGACGGCAAGCGCGGCUCCACCGCGUCGCAGUACGACAACGUGCCCGGCGACGGCGCGCCCGGCGACGAGGGCGAAGGCGCGGCUGCCGUGGAAGAGGCCCUGGACAGGGCUCGCUCGCACAGUCCCAGGACCGGCGCCCAGGCCGGCAGCCCGCGGAGGCUCGCGGAGCCCGGCGCCAGCCCCGCGAAAGCCCCCAGCAGGUUCGCCUUUCGGGCGCAGCCCCCCGGCUACGCGCGCCCGCCCGCCCACGGCGACGCCCCCAAACACCUCCCCGCCGCCAACAGCUUUGGGUCCCCCCACUUCAGCCCCGGGGCCCCAGGUCGUCCUUCCGGGAGACCCUACGGCUCUACUCUUUCGAUCGAUCUCUCUCCGGACCGAGCGUUCGGCCGCCCGGCCCCGCUCGUGCUGCCGUCCAGUCGGAUAGAAGUGCUUCCGGUGGACGUCGCCGGCGGCGCGCACCCGGGCAGUGCGGGGUCACCAAAGCACACGCAGUUCAUCCUUCCUCCGGUGGAUUAUUUGCCAGACAACCGGAAGUGGUCGGAAGUGACUUACACUUACAGGCCCGAGGUGCACGGGCAGGCGUGGCCUCGGGACGCCGGCCGUGGCGACGUAGCGAGAUACGCGGCGUUUCAGCGCGGCCCCUUCCAGGACCACGGCCUCCCCGCCGUCUCGGUGGACAGCCCCGUGCGGUACAGACCGCGCGCGGCGGAAGACGCCGGCCCCCCGGGCUUUCAGUAUUCGGGGCCCUCGCCUCCAGCCUACCACUACAGAAACCGGGACGGCCUGUCCAUUCAGGAGUCGGUGCUGCUGUGACGAUUGAUCUGUGCUCGCUGGCGACGAGGGUAGAAACCACAGAAACCCACAUCGCUAUGUUUGUAAUUGCCAAAGCAGUAUUUUAUACUAUUGUGAACAACUUGCACAGCCCUGGUGUCUUGUUAGUGAUAAGAAUAUACGGAAACGUCUUCAUUCUCAUGUAGAUGCUGCUUCAGAUGAGCAUUUAAAGUACGUCAUCACUGACCCUGUUAAAAAGAAUUUAACCUGGAAACAGCAAUAGCAUUUAGGGAUGCAUGCAAGAUGAUAAUUUAUUACUCAGUUCCAUUUAUAUCUUUUUCCAAAACUUGAACAUUUUUACUCUAUUGGCCCAUUCUGUUUCGACUGAUGUUACAAAGUACUGAAAAACUAUAGAUUAGGUAUUUUUAAGGCUAUGUGUAGUGUGUAUGUUUUUUAAUAGCUAUCAUAGGCAUCUAUGCAUACACAUUUGAACACAGAACUAAAGAAGUGUUUUUAAAAAACUAUUUUUAAUCCAGACCCAUGGGAUAACGUGUUAUCCUUCUUUUCCUUAAUGUUUCUUUUAGUCCAGUUUUUUUCUUCUCAUAUUUUAACCUCGGUCUUAAACUGACUAAAGAGUUUCCCUGACUUUAUUAAUUCAACAUCUCACAGAAUGCUCAUCAUUCUCCUUCAGUUGCUACCAUUUUCUUUGAAUCUGAAAAUCAAAUAUAUUGGAGAGAAAGGCUAACCAGCUUAAUGGUGCUUAAAAAUCGGGGCAGUUAAAGUAAGUUUAUGGCCAGAGGUGUGGGGCUCCUCCUAUCUGUUUACCAGGCCAGUCUUAGUGCUCUUGUGCGCUUUGUUCUGGUCUGACUCCUGCAGAGCUCAGAGCAGGCUGUCCCCGCCAGAUGCCCAGGCGAUGCCGGGCACAGCUCUCCAGUGGAUGCCGCAGGAAAGCUGCAACAUACUGAUCAUUCAGCACUCGCCCAGGACGCAGCACAAAUGCCUUUGAAAUUCAUUUGGAAGCAGGAUUAACAAUAUGGUUACUUUUCAGUUCUGCCCCAGGGUGGUCGUUUACAUGAUCCUUUCCUGGCAUUCUUUCUUUAGAGAGUGUAGUCAGUGUUCUUAAUCGGGCCAUUAAAUUAGCCAUGUAAAAUGAUAAAAAAUGAUCCUAAUUAUUAAUAGGAGUCUAGGAUUUUGA